Molecule: messenger RNA, 994 nt
Organism: Marmota flaviventris (yellow-bellied marmot)
Lineage: Eukaryota; Metazoa; Chordata; Mammalia; Rodentia; Sciuridae
Gene: Or6m1
Product: olfactory receptor family 6 subfamily M member 1
Biological process (GO): G protein-coupled receptor signaling pathway
Cellular component (GO): membrane
Molecular function (GO): G protein-coupled receptor activity; olfactory receptor activity
Source: RefSeq, a predicted model, not a curated record
GAACGACCUACCCACCUUAGGACCAUGGCUAUGGGAAACGGGAGCACAGUGACUGAAUUCACCCUGAUGGCCUUCCCAGCUCUCCUGGAGAUUCGAAUACUCCUCUUUGUGGUUCUCUUGCUAACUUACACAUUAACAGCAACAGGAAACCUUACCAUCAUCUCUCUAAUAUGGACUGAUUCUCACCUGCAAACCCCAAUGUACUUUUUCCUCAGUAAUUUGUCCUUUCUGGAUAUUUUAUACACCACUGUUGUUACCCCAAAGUUGCUAGCCUGCCUCCUAGGAGAAACGAAGACCAUAUCCUUUGCAGGCUGCAUCACCCAAACAUAUUUCUACUUCUUUCUGGGGACAGUGGAGUUUAUCCUCUUGGCUGUCAUGUCCUUUGACCGCUAUGUGGCCAUCUGUAACCCCCUGCGUUACACCCUCAUCAUGAACAGCAGGACCAGCUUCCUACUGGUUCUGGGAUGCUGGGUGGGAGCUUUCUUGUCUGUGAUGGCACCAACCAUUGUAGUGACAAGGCUACCUUACUGUAGGAAAGAAAUUAAUCACUUUUUCUGUGACAUUGCCCCUCUUCUACAGGUGGCCUGUAUAGAUACUCGCCUAAUUGAGAAGAUAAACUUUCUUCUCUCUGCCCUGGUCAUCCUGAGCUCCCUUGCAUUCACUACUGGGUCCUACAGCUACAUCAUUUCUACCAUCCUGCGAAUGCCCUCAGCCCGAGGCCGUCAAAAAGCUUUUUCUACCUGUGCCGCUCACAUCACUGUCGUCUCCAUUGCUUACGGGAGCAACAUCUUUGUGUAUGUGAGACCAAAUCAAAAAUACUCACUGGAUUUUGACAAGGUAGCGGCUGUCCUCAUCACAGUAGUGACCCCUCUUCUGAACCCUUUUAUUUACAGCUUAAGAAAUGAAAAGGUAAAGGAAGUGUUGAGAGAGACAAUGAACAGAAUUGCGUCCUUGACAUUAAGGAAAACUUGACAUUGCUAUACACUACAUAAAA